AUGGCUUGGAUCGGUGUAAAUAUCAGUAACGUCUCUUCGGAGAGUGCACCGGUUGGUGACGAUCCUCGGGAUGAGCGCUUGGCGCAGGUGGAAAUCGCCCUUCUCGCCAUCAUCUUCAUCACAGCGGGGAUCCUAAACUUUGGGAUCUUGCUGGUGUUGUGGAAGCGCAGGAAGCCGCUCUCCAGAAUGCGCGUCUUCGUUUUCCACCUGUGCGUCGCUGACUUGGUGGUCACAUUUUUCCAAGUCUGCCCCCAACUCAUCUGGGACAUCACCGACAGGUUCAUCGGUCCAGAUGUGUUGUGUCGGGCGGUAAAGUACCUGCAGGUGGUCGGGAUGUUCGCCUCCACGUACAUGAUCGUAGUGAUGACUAUAGAUCGGUACCAAGCCAUCUGCAAUCCCAUGGUAACUUUCCAGAGGCGCAUGGCGCGCUGGAACGGUCCGGUGUGCGCAGCCUGGUGCGUCUCCGUCCUCUGCAGCCUCCCGCAGGUCUUCAUCUUCUCUCGGGUCGAGGUCGCUCCCGGCGUGUACGAUUGUUGGGCGCAGUUCAUCGAGCCGUGGGGACGGAGAGCCUACGUAACCUGGACGACUUUGGUGAUAUUCGUCCUGCCAAUUCUCACCGUGAUCGUGUGCCAGGUGCGCAUCUGCCGCGCAGUGCAGCUAAACUUCCACAUGAAGACGCACCACGUCGGGGAAGCGGUCAGCAAGCCUCCGUCAUCGAGGGCCAGCAGCGUGGCAGGAGUGUCCAAGGCCAGGGUGAAGACGGUGAAGAUGACCGUGGUCAUUGUGCUCGCUUACAUCCUCUGCUGGACACCUUUCUUCACCGUGCAGCUUUGGUCUGUCUGGGACGACGAGGCACCCACACAGAGUGCAACCUUCACCAUCUUGAUGCUGCUUGCCAGUUUAAACAGCUGUGUGAACCCCUGCAUCUACAUGCUGUUUAGCGGAAAGCUACCCAAAAGGGUGGUCAGCCUGCUUUGUGUAGGUCAGCCUGACCUGAAGGAGUCCAUGCAGGAAGAAGCCACUGUGGUCAGCUCCAUGUACAUCAGCCUCAAGAGCCUAUCGGACUGCAGAUGAAAGCCCCGAUGAUCACACACCGAUUACACCUCAUUUCACAUGGUGUGAAAGUACGGCU
Molecule: messenger RNA, 1132 nt
Organism: Neolamprologus brichardi
Lineage: Eukaryota; Metazoa; Chordata; Actinopteri; Cichliformes; Cichlidae
Gene: avpr2b.1
Product: arginine vasopressin receptor 2b, tandem duplicate, 1
Biological process (GO): cellular response to hormone stimulus; positive regulation of vasoconstriction; G protein-coupled receptor signaling pathway
Cellular component (GO): plasma membrane
Molecular function (GO): peptide binding; vasopressin receptor activity
Source: RefSeq, a predicted model, not a curated record